Branchiostoma belcheri (Belcher's lancelet) is the source of this 1195-nucleotide messenger RNA. Its product is annotated as F-box only protein 8-like. Lineage: Eukaryota; Metazoa; Chordata; Leptocardii; Amphioxiformes; Branchiostomatidae. Bases 222 to 1055 code for a protein of 277 amino acids. Gene Ontology annotation, biological process: regulation of ARF protein signal transduction. Gene Ontology annotation, molecular function: guanyl-nucleotide exchange factor activity; protein binding. The record is from RefSeq and is a predicted model, not a curated record. The transcript has 6 exons.
UGCGGCCUGAGCUGAGCUGUCCCGAAACACGUCAGAAUCGAGGUCGUGUCUUAGACAUGAAUCAUCUUUAUUUGUUUACUACCUCCUGUAUUAUUAUGUAGAAGGUACAUAAAGUCGCCACCUCUUAGCAGAGGCAUCACAGACACCCAUGGCAUAACUACAGAGCAAAACAUCUGCGUAAAACCAAGUAGCAAACAACAACAACGCAGGACCAACCGGCGAUGGGACAUUCUCUGGGACACAUGCUGCACGCGGAGAGGCUGAAGCUCCGGAGGGGGCGCCACCACCACCGGGAACAGCAGAAGUUCCCAGACCUGGAGACCCUCCCUCCGGAAGUGGGCAUGGCAGUCCUGAAGCACCUGAAUGCCACAGACCUGUGCUUGGCCUCCUGUGUGUGGAACAUGGCCAACGAUGACGUCCUGUGGAUGGGACUUUGCAAAGCCACCUGGAACUAUGCCACUGUGUACAGAAAACAGAGAGAUGCCAACUUCUCCUUCAGGAGAUUGUACCUCAUCUUGGAUGAAGGUUCUCUCACCUUCAAUGCAGACCCUGAGGCAGGUAUUGAGUACCUGGUUGCCCAGGGUGUGCUGGAUAACCACCCCAGGGAACUGGCAGCUUUCAUCCACGGCACACAGACACUGAGAUGGAAACCCCUCCGAAUCUUCCUAGAAAAUAGGCCGGAUGUUCUGGAUGAGCUAGUCAUCCGACAGAACUACCGUAACCAGUUCCUCCCCAACGCCCUCCGAAAGUUCUUCCUAACCAUCCAUGCACCUGAGGAGAGGGGAGACUACCUGCAGAAGCUGGUGGAGAAAUUCUCCCAGAGGUUCUGUCAGUGUAAUCCUGACUGUGGGCUGUCACCUGGAGUGAUCGAGGUCCUGUGCUUUGCCCUGAUACUCCUGUCGGUGGACCUGAGCAGUCCGCAUGUAAAGAACAAGAUGUCCAAGCGGGAGUUCAUCAAGAAUCUACGUCACGCUACGCCAGAGACCGACCCCGAGUUCGCAGGUCAUCUCUAUGACAACAUCUACCUCGUGGGACAUGUGGCGCCCAACGAUUGAACGAGAGAAAAAAAUCGUACUCUUGUAAUUAGUCGAACCAAUGAAAUCUUUGCAAGUAUCAAUGUAUUUUUCAACCUGGCAGCUCAACAAUAUUUCAUGUUGUUACAUGCCACGAACAUGUAAUAUGUCCCUGAAUAUAU